Molecule: messenger RNA, 1430 nt
Organism: Exophiala xenobiotica
Lineage: Eukaryota; Fungi; Ascomycota; Eurotiomycetes; Chaetothyriales; Herpotrichiellaceae
Exons: 4
Coding region: 1-1317 (438 amino acids)
Biological process (GO): secondary metabolite biosynthetic process
Molecular function (GO): FAD binding; monooxygenase activity
Source: RefSeq, a predicted model, not a curated record
AUGGCCGAGAUCAACAGGGAAAAGCAAUAUGCUAAAGCCAAGAUAGCAUUGAAGGUGAUAAUAAUAGGAGCUGGCAUCGGUGGCCUCGCAGCAGCAGUGUCUCUGGGCAAACGAGGUCAUGAUGUACACAUCAUCGAGUUCGCACCGGAAAUUCAGGAGGUCGGUGCUGGAAUCCAAUGUGCGCCAAACAUGCUUCGCAUGCUGGAUCGAUGGGGAGCGGGCACGAAAGUCCGGAAGACUGGCGUACAGCUUCGUUCAAUCCAUCUCCUGAGAUGGGAAGGAGGGAAGAUGCUCGGAGCGGUGCCCAUCAAUCAGCAGCAUGGCGAGCAGUUCGUCGUGCACCGGGCGGAUUUGCAGAUGGCGCUGCUGGAGAAGGCGCUUGAGAUGCCGAAUGUCAAGUUGCAAACGAACACGUUGGUGAAGAAUGUCCGCUUCAGUCCGGCGGCCGUCGAGUUGAACGACGGCUCGUGGGUCGAAGGCGAUGUCGUGAUCGCUGCGGAUGGGAUCAAGAGUACGGUGCGCGCGAAGAUCCUGGGUGAUGACAAGGAUGUCGCGAUACCGACUGGCGAUGCGGUUUUCAGGGUUGUGUUGACUCGGGACAUGUUGAAGAAGCAUCCACACCUGCAGCCGUAUAUUGAGGAGAAGAAGGCGAUUAGGUGGAUAGGACCGGAGAGGCAUAUCAUUGCGUACCCGGUGCGAAAUCACGAGAUAUAUAAUAUGGCACUGGCGCAUCCGGACCGCGGGAGAGUGGAUGAGAGUUGGACGACGGUGUCGUCGAAGAAGAAUCUGCUGUCCGAGUAUGAAGGGUGGGAUCCAAAGUUGAUUGAGAUGUUGGAGAUGGUGCCCGAGGGAGAUGUCCUGGAGUGGAAGCUGUGCAUGCAUAUGCCCUUGAUACGCUGGGUCCAGGAGAAUUGUGCGUUGAUGGGUGAUGCGUGUCAUCCGAUGCUGCCGUACGUUGCGCAAGGGGCAGCGCAAGCGGUCGAAGACGCUGCAUCGCUAGGGGUGACGUUGUCGUCGAUCACGUCCAAAGACCAGAUCCCGCUUGCAUUGAAGGCGUACGAGAAGGCGCAGAAAGCCAGGGCGGAGCAUAUCCAGCAGUCUUGUUUGCAGACGCGGGCCGCUCUGCAUUUGCCGGACGGUCCGGAGCAGCAGGCUCGCGAUCAGAAGUUCCAGGCUCUUUCACAAGGAGGAGAAAGUGACGAUAAAUGGAAUGAUCCCCAGAUGCAGGAGUUCUUGUGGGGUUGGGAUCCUGAGAUCAAGGCUCAAGAGGCGUGGAGACAGAUGAGCAGAUCGUCUGGUGUGCAAAGCCAACUGUGAGGUUGUUUGCCGCAGGAGAUGGAGUACUUGGAUUGCUCUGAAUGCUAAGCAGCCACAUGUUCUUGGGACGGCCCCAGUCAAGCACGGUAGCUUAGAAUGAGAGGACGAGGAGU